Phaeoacremonium minimum UCRPA7 is the source of this 2895-nucleotide messenger RNA. Its product is annotated as putative modification methylase protein. Gene Ontology annotation, cellular component: nucleus. Bases 1 to 2895 code for a protein of 964 amino acids. The transcript has a single exon. Gene Ontology annotation, molecular function: chromatin binding; methyltransferase activity. The record is from RefSeq and is a predicted model, not a curated record. Lineage: Eukaryota; Fungi; Ascomycota; Sordariomycetes; Togniniales; Togniniaceae.
AUGGACUGCUCGCAUUGGAAGCCAACUGGCGGAGUGCGCUCCGGCUCUGACGAGAAUCGUACCCUGAACGAUGAAUCGGGCUCCGUUUUGCCGACAAUCGUCACUCCUUACAUUUACGACUGCUUCUCUGAUAUGCAGGUCGCGCCGUACCUGAAGCGGGUUGAUCCCAAGAUCAGUUCUACUAAAGCAAUUCAAUUAUCAUGGCCUGAGGCAACGGAAGACUGGUCUUUUACGAGACAAGUUAGAAAGGGCCAGCCUCGAACCGACAUGAUUGCAGGUAUCAAUGUCGGCGACACGAUUUCAACUCCUCCAGAUGGAGCACACACUGGAACCAAGUGGAAAAGCGUUGAGGGCCCGGAUACUCGGUGGUUCGGCAUUGUUCAAAAGGUGCAUGUCUAUAAAGAUGACUCUCGAUCUUUCGAUGUCACUUGGCUGUAUAGGCCCGUUGACACGCCUUGUUGCUCGAUGAAAUACCCCUGGACGAAUGAGCUCUUCUUGAGCGACCACUGCACCUGUCAGGAAGGCAGAGAUGCCAGAGUUCACGAUAAUGAGGUUCUCGAGACUCACUCUGUGGAAUGGCUUGGAACACCCGACACGAAAGCGGAGUUCUUCAUCAGGCGCCUGUAUGAAGUUGAGAAGCGUCGGUUCGUCACUCUAAAGAAGACAGACAUAAAAUGCAAUCAUAAACAAGACAAUGUCCUCCCUGUAUAUAGGUUAGGCGACACUGUACUCGUUGCUACCGAUCCUCGGAACCCAGAUACUCUUGAGCCAUGCGAGAUCACCGAGCUCAACGGAAAGACCAACAGCAUAGGAUUUGUUCGCCUUCGAAAGCUCCUCCGACGUCGAUCUGUGGACCCGCAAAGCCAGGCGUGUCCUCCCAAUGAACUUGUCUACACGGAUGAGUUUGCUUUUGUCAGGACAGUGAAAAUUGCUGGACGCUGUUGGGUGAGAGUAUUCAACCCCGAGGAUCGCAUCCCCACACCCUAUGAUCGAAACGGAACUGGAAAUUUCUUCUAUAUCACCCAUCGACGGGAAAUCAAUGACGGUGUUGCUGUAUACGCGCCGCUGACAGACACACCGACCCUGAGACAAGGGUUCGAUCCGAAGCAGAAGGUCAAGCAGCUGCAAGGUUUAGAUCUCUACUGCGGUUGUGGCAAUUUUGGCCGCGGUCUAGAAGACAGCGGCACCCUCAAAGUGAACUGGACGAACGACAUUUGGAAUGUAGCUAUCCAUACUUAUAUGGCAAAUGCUUCCUCGCAGACCGGCGUUAGGCCGUUCCUGGGCUCCGUGGAUGAUUUGCUGCACCGAGGUCUUCUGGGAUAUUACUCCGAGAAUGUCCCUCAGCCAGGCGAGGUCGACUUUGUGUCAGGUGGCAGUCCUUGCCCAGGCUUCUCUAUCCUGACAUCGGACAAGACCACGGCAAAGCAGCACAAAAACCGCUCACUGAUUGCAUCCUUUGCCUCGUUCAUCGACUUCUACCGGCCAAAGUACGGCGUACUCGAAAACGUAACGACCAUCGUUCAGAAAAGAAAGCCCGAAAUGGGACCUACGGAAGACUUCUUCUCUCAGCUCAUCUGUGCUAUUGUCGGCAUGGGCUACCAGACGCAGAUCAUCCUGGGUGAUGCAUGGACUCAUGGUGCACCACAGAGUCGCCCCCGAGCGUUUCUCUACUUUGCGGCGCCUGGGCUACGUCUUCCAGACGCUCCUCAGCUGUCACACUCUCACCCACCUAAGAUGAUACUUCACGGUCUGGGCAGGAUGACCAACGGUGAGCCUUAUGUGCAACGAGAGAGAAUCCCGACUGCUUUCAAGUUCGUCAGCGCUGCUGAGGCUUCAUCGGACCUUCCAGAUAUCGGGGACGCAAAGGUAAACACUUGCGUCCCCUUCCCGGAUCACCGGCUGGCUAUGGCGAUGAGCACUGGUAAUACGCGGGCUUCUACGAGGGGCCAUGCCACCAGCAAGAACGGCCGUGUGCAGAUCCUGAACAUUCCUACCCGUCCGUACGGCAUGGACUUCAACAAGACGUGGAAGGAAGGACGCGGAGUGAUGACGCAGGCGGAGCGAGUCGCCUUCCCGGGCCAUGGCCUCCGUGUCUCGAAGCUGGCCAAGUCAUGGGGCAGACACACGCCUAACAUGCUUUUUCCCACAAUCACCACGGCCUGCUCUUACACCGACGCCCGCAUUGGAGGCCACCUGAUGCACUGGGACCAGCCUCGGCCUCUGACAAUCAUGGAGGCAAGACGUGCACAGGGAAUCCCUGACGAUGAAGUAUUACUAGGCACUCUCGGUGAGCAAUGGAAGAUGGUGGGUAAUAGUGUCGCCCGGCAGAUGGCUCUUGCUCUGGGUCUGGCCUUCCGUGAGGCCUGGCUGGGAAGCCUGUAUGAGGAUGAUGGAGAAACAUAUACGACAGAAGUCGAGGGCGAGGACGGUGCUGAGGCUGAUCUGACCCUGAACGAGGGAGUCGGUCGCAUGGCAGCCCUGAGCGUCGAUGAGUUAGCUGCCGACAAUGAAACAACAUUCAUGGACUUUCAGCCAGAUUUAGACUUCGAUGACUCAAUCCAAAUGCCGGAAGGAGCAAUCUCGGCCUCGAAGACUCCAGAGCGAACCUCGCUUGAGUCCUUCGCCUGUCAUAGGUCGUCAAUGGCGACAAGCAUUCCCAGCAAUGACGGGGCGGUGAGAUCUGGCGGCUCGGUGCGUAAACGGCCCUUCUCCGAGAUGUUAGCAAGAGGAUCGCUGUCGGCGAAGAAGGCCUGUCUGGAUGAGCCCCUUCCAGUGGAGUCGAGCGACGAGGACGAUGUUCUCGGUCCCGCAGAUCGUAGAGGGCCAACUAUAGUACGGCUGCCCUCCUACUACAGCGACGAUGACGAUGACGAUGACGACAAUGACUAUUUCUGA